This is a messenger RNA of Cyanistes caeruleus (blue tit), 878 nucleotides long. Lineage: Eukaryota; Metazoa; Chordata; Aves; Passeriformes; Paridae. The record is from RefSeq and is a predicted model, not a curated record.
GUGGGACAGGCACGGUGCUGGCAGCCAGCCCCAGAGCCCCGUCUGGCUGGCAGGGGGAUCCGUGUGGGGUACACCCCCGACGUGCACCGACGCCACCGCUGAGCUGUCCGUGGCCCUGCUGCUGGCCGCCUGCCGCCGGCUGCCGGAGGCGACCGAGCAGGUGAAGAGUGGGGCUGGACAACGUGGAAGCCCCUGUGGAUGUGUGGGUACGGCCUGUCCGACAGCACCGUGGGCAUCAUCGGGCUGGGCAGGAUAGGACAGGCAGUUGCCCGGCGCCUGAAGCCGUUUGGGGUCAGGAAGUUUCUGUACACUGGCAGUGGCCCAAAACCGGAGAGUGCGGCAGAGUUUGGGGCUGAGUUCGUCCCUCUCACGAGGCUGGCCGAGGAGUCAGACUUUGUAGUGGUGACUUGUGCCCUGACGCCAGCUACCCAGGGGAUGUGCAACAAGGACUUCUUUGGCAGGAUGAAGAAGACUUCUGUGUUCAUCAACACAAGCAGGGGGGCUGUGGUGAACCAGGAGGACCUGUACGAGGCACUGGCCCAUGGCCAGAUCGCAGCUGCCGGCCUGGACGUGACCACUCCGGAGCCACUGCCCACUGACCACCCCCUGCUGUCCCUCAAGAACUGUGUGAUCCUGCCGCACAUCGGGAGCGCCACGUACGCCACCAGGAGCACCAUGGCAGUGCUGGCAGCCAACAACCUGCUGGCUGGGCUGCGAGGGGAGCCCAUGCCCCACGAGCUGAAGCUGUGAUGGCCAGGCCCUGCUCCAGCUGAAGCUGUGAUGGCCAGGCCCUGCUCCAGCAGUCGUGGGACGGACGCGGCGUCGAGGCCAGCCUGCGUCCCCUCCCCUGCGGUGGCCAGGAGCCAUUAAAGAGAAGC